CAGAGCAGUAGAGCUCUCAGCUAGACAUGGCGGCGGAUCCUAAGCCGGACUGGCUCUCCUGCCUUCCCUCUUCUUGGAGUUAUGGUGUGACUCGGGAUGGACGCAUAUUCUUCAUCAACGAAGAAGCAAAGAGUACAACCUGGUUGCAUCCUGUUACUGGAGAAGCUGUAAUCACGGGGCACAGAAAAACUCCAGAUUUACCAACAGGAUGGGAGGAAGGAUACACGUUCGAGGGAGCUCGCUGCUUCAUCAAUCACCAGUCCAUCAGAGAGUCCCAGAGCCACGAGAAACACCGGGACCCAGAGCCGGCUCAGUGUCUGAUCCGAAGCCGCUUUUGACGUCUGGGUUCAGCUCCAUUGAACGUCUCUCACUGCUGUGUUGUUGUUA
Molecule: messenger RNA, 387 nt
Organism: Scomber scombrus (Atlantic mackerel)
Lineage: Eukaryota; Metazoa; Chordata; Actinopteri; Scombriformes; Scombridae
Product: pleckstrin homology domain-containing family A member 5-like
Exons: 4
Coding region: 27-338 (103 amino acids)
Cellular component (GO): cytosol
Molecular function (GO): phosphatidylinositol-5-phosphate binding; phosphatidylinositol-3,5-bisphosphate binding; phosphatidylinositol-3-phosphate binding
Source: RefSeq, a predicted model, not a curated record